This is a messenger RNA of Lotus japonicus, 1539 nucleotides long. RefSeq names its product probable purine permease 10. Gene Ontology annotation, cellular component: membrane. Gene Ontology annotation, molecular function: purine nucleoside transmembrane transporter activity. The transcript has 2 exons. Lineage: Eukaryota; Viridiplantae; Streptophyta; Magnoliopsida; Fabales; Fabaceae. The coding region runs from base 177 to 1292 and encodes 371 amino acids. The record is from RefSeq and is a predicted model, not a curated record.
UAGGAAUAUCUUCAUCCAUCCUUCUCACUGGUGAAAAAGUUCUGAAGUUUAUGUAUUAAAAUAGAGUCAUUCAACAAACCUCAGUUUCUUCUAUUACAAUAAGAGUUGCUUGGUUGUAUCCUAAUUAGAGUGUUUCUCAAUGGAUAUAGUUCAAAAGUUGCAGCUACAAACUAAAGAUGACAAAAAAAGUGCACAAUUCACAUAGAAACUCAAUUGUCACCCAGCAACCUCAACAUCCACUAAGAGAAUACAGAAGGUGGUUACGUGUAUCCCUCUACAUGAUCUUUCUUUUGGCAGGCCAAUGUACAGCCACACUUUUGGGAAGGUUAUACUUUGACAAUGGUGGUAACAGCAAAUGGAUGGCAACAUUUGUUCAAUCAGCUGGAUUCCCAGUACUACUUCCACUCCUUUUUAGCUUCCAAAAACAUACCAAAUUACCUAACACACUCAUCAAUGAACCCUCCAAAACCAAACCAAAAGUUUUCAUUCUAGUUUCUCUUUAUCUAGCUUUUGGGUUGCUUUUGGCAGGGGACAACUUGAUGUAUUCCUAUGGACUUCUAUAUCUCCCUCUUUCCACCUAUGUUCUGCUAUGUGCAACCCAAUUAGCCUUCAGUGCUUUAUUCUCUUUCUUCUUGAAUUCCCAAAAGUUCACAAAAUUAAUACUCAAUUCUGUAGUCCUCCUUACCAUAUCAACUUCUCUGCUUGCAAUCAAUUCUGAUGAUGAUGACUCAAUGGAUCAUCCCAGAGAUAAGAAAUUAAUUGGGUUCUUCUGCACCCUUGCUGCAUCUGCUGCAUAUUCUUUAUUUCACUCUCUUGUGCAGCUUUCUUUUGAGAAAGUUAUAAAGAGUAAAUCAUUUUCUGCUGUCUUGGACAUGCAAUUGUACCCCUCCAUUGUUGCUACCUGUGCUUGCAUUGUGGGGUUGUUUGCAAGUGGAGAGUGGGCAAAUUUGGGUGAAGAGAUGAAGGAAUACAAAAAGGGAGCAAUGUCAUAUAUAAUGACUCUGUGUUUUACAGCUGUGACAUAUCAAAUAUUCUCCAUCUGUAUGCUGGGAUUGAUUUUUGAAGUGUCUUCAUUAUUCUCGAUUGUGAUGGGUGCCCUGGAAUUGCCCAUAACUCCCAUGCUAGCCAUUACAUUCUUUCAUGACAAGAUCAAUGGGGUGAAGAUUAUAGCCUUGUUGAUAGCAAUGUGGGGCUUUCUUUCCUAUAUGUAUCAACAUUAUCUAGAUGACAAAAAAGCAAAGGCAAAAGAUAAUAGCCAAGUGGCUUCAGAGGGUUUGGUAGAAUAUUUUUGAUGGAAUGGACCAAACUUUUAUGAAGUAAUAUCGCAGUCUCUUUUGGAAAUUGAGUUGAGAGUACGUUGAGACUCAAAGACAAAGGCAUGAAGAAGGGUCAUACUCUGGUUGCAAUUUGGUGAGGUAUAUCCUUUUGAUAUCCCAGCACAGCAUUGUCUUUCUACUUUCUGUUAGGCAGUAAACAUGUCAUGAUAUUGUUUCCCCUUGUAUUAAAUUAAAAAUAGCAUCAAUCCAUUUAUUGUAUACA